AUGUCUCAACAUCCAUCAUCAUCUGGCUCCAAAUCCUCCCAACAUGCAAAGACUUCAUCUAUGGAAUUUGUAGAUGAAGAUGUAAUGAACGUCACUCCUCUGUGCAUGAUACCGGGCGACACCACAGGUACCUCCUCCAAUGCUGGAGACAAGCAAGGUAAUACCUCUGGUAACUCCUCUCUUCCUAAAGACAUGUAUUACACUGAUCGCGCUAUAAGGAGACUGGUUACUAGAAUUCUGAGUGAAGGACAUAAAGUUGAAGGGGUCUCUACCCCUUUGUCCAGAAGGGAACCCUCUCCUGAGGAAGAACCCCAUGCUGAUAAAGAUGAUGAUUCAUCUAGAUCAGAAAAAGAGGUGGCUGCUGAAGGGCUUUGCUCUCUAGGUAAAACCCUACCUAGCAAGAAACAAAAUGUGCCUCAAGAAAAUAUUAUUGAUCUAGAGGAAGAAAGCACUGAAGGAGAGGAUGAGCCUUUGGUUCAUCUGGUUAAACCUAGCGUAGCUGAGAAACUGAGAACUAAGAAAGGGAAAAGUAUGGCUAAAAUGAGAGCUGCUAAAGUGAAAAAGACUGCAGGAAUAGGACCCUCAAAACCCUGGAGCAAGGUUGAGGUUGGGAAAAGAAAAGAAAGAGACAACUCUGACUCUGAGGAGGAUGUUAAAGACGAUAGAAGAGUAGCCAUUGAAAGAGAACUUGGACAAGAAGCUGUAGAGGUAAAGGAGGUUAUUGAGCUGAUAAAAAAUGCUGGACUCAUGAAGACUGUGGUAACUCUACCCCAAUGCUAUGAGGGGUUGGUUAAAGAGUUUAUUGUUAAUAUCCCUGAGGAUAUUCAUGAUAAGAACAGCAGGGAGUUUUGCAAGUUACCUAUUGCAUUCCCUUCCCUUAUGUGUGGCAUUAUCCUUAGCCAACAACCAGACAUACUCAAUACUAAUGACAUGCCAAGCAGGAGAAAAACCCCUCUAUCCAUUAAUUAUAAGCUAUUUGAGGGAAGUCAUAUAAAUGAUGUUGUUAUGACAUCAGUCAGAAGAGAGCCUACAUCUCAAGGAAGCCUAAUUGAUCAAUUGAAAGAUACCUACAAGGAAUUGGAGAAGGGUAUGAAGGUGGCAAAGGCAAGAAAAGAAGCUUUGGAAGCUCUUAUUUAUAACCUGGAAAAAGAAGAGUUAGAAAAGGAUGGAAAAGCAUAA
This is a messenger RNA of Lathyrus oleraceus (garden pea), 1179 nucleotides long. RefSeq lists its product as uncharacterized. The record is from RefSeq and is a predicted model, not a curated record. Lineage: Eukaryota; Viridiplantae; Streptophyta; Magnoliopsida; Fabales; Fabaceae. Bases 1 to 1179 code for a protein of 392 amino acids. The transcript is spliced from 3 exons.